AUGUUCCGCACCAGAGGCCAUCGAUCUCCUGGAUUGGACAAUGAAUGGAUGUUCCGUCAGUACAUGGCCUGGGCGGAGUUCUACCUUGCUCGGCGUCACUUUGAGAGAGGGGCAAUCAGGGCCAAGGGCGACACACUGGAUCUGGCGAGUAGAAUCUGGAAUGUCGGGGAGAGGGAAUUGAUUCGAAGGGCGAGAGGAGGGUGGUGUGGCAGCGGGGACACGGAUGCAGCUUUGACGAAGGACGAAAGUCGCCAAUCUAGUGACACGGAAGAUGUGGACGAACAAGACGAGAACCCACUCAGGUGUAUGACGAUCUACGACGAUGAUCCUCGCGCGGAAUACGACUACCCGGAGUUUGAGGUCUUGGAGCGACUGGAAAGUGUGAAUGAGGCCUGGGACGAAGACAGUUUGGAGAGGGUAAGGGGUGGAAUGGAUAUGCUCUGCUACAAGUUUGGUGUUCCCGUGCUGCCGGAUGGAGCACCGUUCACGUAUUUCGCCAUGACGAAAGAUGUGGCGAAGAGGUGUGAUGGCGCAAAGCCGGCAUGCAAGCUAUGCAUUGAGCUUGGAUUCGAUUGCAUCUACGAACAACCGGUCAAAGCCGGCGGAUCUGGAAUACGUACAAGCCAAGAUGGCUACGACGAGCGACUAAGGGCUGUGGAGCAAACACUUCAGAUGCUGGUGCAGCAUGGGGCUGCAGACGCCAAUCCCUCCGCACGAGAUUUGUCCCAUAGUGAGCAUGUUCGUGGCUCCUCGGCCGCUGUGACGAUUCUCGAUGUCUCGCCAGACGGACAAGGACGCGAUGCGCCCGUUGAUGGUCUGGUCACCGUUGCAGAACUUGACAACUCGGAAGGCACUUUCUAUGGGCCAUCAUCGAACGUGAUAUUCAUCCGAGAGCUAUCAGCUGCUAUAAGCAUCCGUCUGCGUAGAAUGCGUUCGGCGCCAGGAAUGCCAGGAUCCGAAGAGCACUCUCUUUUGACUCGCGCGGCGUCACCUCAGCUGCGAGGUCGAAUCACCUCUGGCUUAUCACCUGGACCAGCCGACAUUCGCAUCCUGCCAUCUGAGAAGCAUGUCAGGAGACUCAUCGAGCUAUUCUUCAACGAUACAGGACUUCUGUUUCCCUUUGUGUGCAAGCAACAAGUGCUGCAAGCGUACAACGCAGCGAAAGUUACCGGCUUCAGCGGUGUUCCACGGCCACUUCUGUGCUUGCUCAACGUCAUCUUCGCCUUCGCAACAUACAUUAGCAUCCAUCCAGGCUCUGCGAGCGAGGCUGAUGCAAAUGACGCAGAAGUCUUCUUUCAACGGGCAAGACAGCUCGUUCACGACGACCAACUACAAUCGCCAAGCCUGAUGCUAAUUCAAGCACUGCUCCUGAUGUGCCUCUACCGGCAGGGCUCGCAAGUUGUCGAUGAUCCUUGGCAGCUGCAUUGUCUCGCCUUUCGUUCUGCGAUGCAACUGGGUCUACACUCACCAAGCUUCUCCGAAGGUCUGACAGCUCUCGAUAUGGAAGUCCGAAAGCGAGUGUGGUUCGGUUGUGUUGGUAUUGAUCGAAUCCUGGCGAUGUCUUAUGGCCGACCACCAGCGAUCCCGGAGUCAUACGUCAAGCUUGACCUUCCUACGGACUGCAGUCUGGAAACGCUGUCUGACAGACAUUCAGCUAGUCCCGGUCGUUUGCCAGGAGGCGCAAGCACUGCAUCGCUCUACAUCCACACAACAUUACUCUACCGCGUUCUUCACGAUAUUCUAGAGCAGAUGUAUGGCUUUAACCUAGAUUCGAGACAGGUACUGAGUCUGGCAGACAUGCUUCCUGUCGUAGUGGCGCUGGAAACGCGAAUGUCAUCAUUAGAGCAAAAUCUCCCUCCGGGACUGAAGCUACGGCCAUGGGUAAACACUGUCAGAUCAACGGGGAUGGAUCCAGAAUUCAGUCGAUUGAGCGUCAUAAUGCGGCGACGAAUCCUCAAUGUCAGAUUAUUGCUGCACCGACCGGUACUGGUCCUCUUGCUCGAAAGCAGAAGUGCAGUGAAUAGGGCGACACAGGAAUACGACAUGGUCGUCGAUAUGGCGCAGAACUCGGUCAAAUACUGCGAAGCAGCAGCGCUCGAAAUCAUCGAGAUUGCGUAUGCCCUCCGCUCAAGACCAUCGAUGUUGGGUGCUUUCUGGUUCGCGUCAUAUUACACAUUCAAUGCCGCGCUGACCAUUUUCGCCUGUCUGAUGCUGGACAUCGAUACGUGCUUCCGAAACACUUCUCACGAAGGAAAUACGGCCGAAGAAUCGCUCCACGUGGCGAGACUGCUAUCUUCCAUUGAAACGAAGGGCACAGCUCUGAAAAAGGCACUCGAAGUGGUGGACAGUCUUGGAGGGAACACCAGAUCUGGGCGGAGGAUCCGGAAGACUCUUGUGAAAGUCUUCAAGGCUGCUCAAAUGCUUUGUUCGCAUAAUUCGGAGAUCAGUCGGACUUUUGCAGGAGCGCUCGGGUCAUCGAUUGCGGUUGGCGAGCAGAGUGAGGAACAGCAGCUGGGCUCCGGGGCAGCAGCAAGACAUGCUCAGAGUGCAAGUGGAGGCUUGAAUGGUGAGGGUCCGGAUUCACUUGGGAUGUUGGACUUUGAUGCCACUCAGAUGUGGAACGAUGUCAAUUUUGAUGAUAUUUUCGGUGACAUGAUGACUUUUGAUGGGGUGGGAUUUACAGCGCUGUAG
This is a messenger RNA of Cercospora beticola, 2691 nucleotides long. RefSeq names its product fungal specific transcription factor domain-containing protein. The record is from RefSeq and is a predicted model, not a curated record. Gene Ontology annotation, molecular function: zinc ion binding; RNA polymerase II cis-regulatory region sequence-specific DNA binding; DNA-binding transcription factor activity, RNA polymerase II-specific. Gene Ontology annotation, cellular component: nucleus. Gene Ontology annotation, biological process: DNA-templated transcription; positive regulation of transcription from RNA polymerase II promoter by galactose. Lineage: Eukaryota; Fungi; Ascomycota; Dothideomycetes; Mycosphaerellales; Mycosphaerellaceae.